Messenger RNA from Pocillopora meandrina, 3072 nucleotides. The record is from the annotation of a GenBank genome assembly. Lineage: Eukaryota; Metazoa; Cnidaria; Anthozoa; Scleractinia; Pocilloporidae.
AUGAACAUGUAUCUGUGGAUAUUUAAUCUCGUCUGUUCAGCUGUGUAUGGCAUAAGCCGUAUUUCAGAGCCAAAUUUGAAAGCGGUUAACUUUGCCAAAAAGUUAGAAGGAAAAAAGCUGAACGGAAGCCUGAUAAAAGAAAUAGAAGUUUAUUCGGAAAGUUCUUGUCGGUUUGAGUGUGUGAAUGAAGAGCGAUGUCAAUCCUACAACUUUGGAACCUUAGAGGGCGACUCAGGGAGAUUCAAAUGUCAGCUAAGCGACUCGGAUCGAUUUGCUGGAUUUUCUAACUUUACCGAGGACGAACAUUUUAUUUACAGAGGAAUAAAGGUAAGCUUAAUCUCUUUUAGUGUAUCAAGAACUACUUGCGGCUCCAUGUUUGAAUCUUAUCUCUAAAAUCGAAGCUGGAUCUCUUUUAAUGUUUUCUAACUGGUAUACACCAACCUUACUCUACCUAACAUAUGUCACCAAAGUUUUCUAAGAAUCUUGCGGUAACCUGGUGAAAUUUGCCGAUGUUUACGUCAGGGAAAGAAGCUUGCAUUGGUAGGGCCGUGAUAACCAAAAAAAAUGAGACCUUGACAAAAAGUACUAAAACUAUUUUAAGGAAAUAAUUUUUGCAACGAAGAGCCAGUAAUCGAGUUUUUACAAUAGGGGAAAUAAACCUGGCUUUAUAUUUGACAUAAAUAUUGCUGAUCAAGAUUCCAGUGUUUUCCCAUCCGUACAUCAAUCGAUUUAUGGAAGUUUCGUCCCGUCACAAGUUCUCCCCCUUAAAGCAAACAAGUUCACCCCAAAUCUUUCAGCGCUUAGUUUUAAAGCAAGCCAAGCUUUCUAAUUCAUAAAAUAUUCUGCCGUCGUCACAGGCGGCCCAAGCUCCAGCUGUGAGAUAAUCAUCUUGCGCAAUAACAGUCAUGGCGGAAUUAUAAGAGUUGGUAUGGGCAUAUUUACGACCGCCCUCAGGAAUUAAAAAAAAUACGUCAAAUUCUCAAAAAAAAAACCGCACCUUACUUCCACAGUGUAUCAUUUGUAAUCUGACCGCUUACUUUGAUGAAAAGAGCCCAUUUUAGCGAGUUGUUCCUUUCGAGGUUUUCAACGUACAUAAGAAAAGCCCAAGGCUGAACAUUCCAUUUCCGAACGCCUGAUCCGAGAAGCGAAAAAUCCAAGCUCAAAAUUACCGGGCGACCACAAAUUCAACGCAGAAUCCAAGCAAAUAUACUGUAGUUUCAUUUAAAUUCACUAAAAACUCAAUCUUCCCCGCGCAACCGACACUAAGCCGACAGCUAGCCCCAGUUAACUACUCGACAUGAAUAGAGCAAUUGCUAACAAUUCGUGUGGCUAAACUUUGCUAGCGGCAAAACUGAUAUUCUGAUCUCGAUUUCAUGACCAAAGUUUGUCUAGCCGCCAUGUUUGUUAUGCAUGUUGACACUUUUUAAACUCGCGCUAUGUUCGCACCCAGAUUUCGCGCGGUCAAAAAACCCCAUGGAGCCCUCUUAAACGAAAAAGUCUUCUAUCAUCCUUUUGAUAUCUCUUUGUAUAAUGAUUUUCUUUCUUUAAUUUUUAGAGCACCUGCGAGGAAGACGAUCCUUGCAAGGAGAGUGAAACUUGUGCUGUUGACUACAAAUCAAACACUCAUUUUUGUAAGUGUAUUAGAGGUAAGUGGAGAUCUGUUCGGGGAAAGACAAAAAAUACUCUAGGAGAGGGAUAUACUUAAAAUGCCAAGACAGAUAAAACGGGUAGAUUAGCACCAGCUGAGGCAAGGGUACGAAAGGUCAAGGAUGUAACGUCCAUGACAAAAAUAUCUAAAAAGAGAGAGAGAGAGAGAGAGAGAGAGAGAGAGAGAGAGAGAGAGAGAGAGAGAGAGAGAGAGAGAGAGAGAGAGAGAGAGAUAGAAUAAAUAUUUUUUGUUAUCGUCAAAGCGUUUUACUUUUUUUCGUUAUUUCUAGAUUGCCCGGCCAAGAACUGUCUAGAUUAUUAUCAAAAUGGUUCCAAAAUCGACGGUGUGUACUGGGUUUACCCUGAUGAAGAACACCCCUUUCAAGUGCUGUGUGACAUGACAACUGAUGGCGGAGGAUGGACCACCUUUCAAAGGCGCAUGAAUGGCUCCGUAGACUUUUAUGUCGACUGGGAAUCAUACAAAAAGGGCUUUGGAAAUCUGGAAGGCGAGUUUUGGCUCGGAAACGAUUAUCUUCACCGUCUGACUGCGUCUGCUAACAUGGUGUUUCGAAUUGAUAUGGAGGAUUACGAAGGCGACCGACGAUUUGCCGAGUACACUACUUUCGCUGUGGCCGAUGAAAGCGAUGAUUAUCGGGUGACAAUCGAUGGAUACCGAGGCACCGCUGGCGAUGCAUUGGUUUCCCUUGAUAGGCCCAUCAGGUUUGUUGCAUUGCAGCUUUUUGUACUUUGCUCUAGGAAUGACCAGUAAUAUAAGGGUAAUUUCUGAAAAGCUCCUGCCCAAGAAUUUGGAAAUACGUUGAGGACUGCUGGAAGUCGAGGAUCCCAAUUCUUAGGCUGAUCAGCUUUUUUCUUCUAAUGACAAAUCUAAGCUAAAGUAUUGCAUCAUCGCCGAUCAGAUUUUUCAACUUCCCGUUUAUUGCUAACUAGGAUUGCUUCUUUCAUAAAGAUGACAUCAAUUUCAUGUUGACGCUAUUAACCUAAAAAACAUGUGUACUUGCUUACAAUUCCUUUUUCUCAAACUUUCCUGAAAGGGAAUCUUUUUAUGUGCACUGCUGACAAUUAGUGCUUCUUACGUAUUUCCAACCAUGCAGUGCCAUCUGCUUUUUACUGACUAUGAUAUGCUGCUAGAAGCAUUGCUUUCUCGCUUUUUCUCAGUUUCUCACGAAAUGCUUUUGAUAUCUUAGAAAUAUGAGGUUUACAACCAAAGACAAAGAUAACGACGUUAAAAUCAGCGGAAACUGUGCGUUAGACUAUAAAGGUGGCUGGUGGUACAACUACUGCCAUAACGCCAAUCCAAAUGGUUUGUACAAAGGCGGAGGUGACGCACAAGGUAUUACAUGGCAGUCAUUUCGAGGACAAGGAUAUUCUUUAAAGCACACCGAGAUCAAAAUUCGACCAGCGUGA